Messenger RNA from Paramecium octaurelia, 335 nucleotides. The record is from the annotation of a GenBank genome assembly. NCBI's taxonomy places the organism in Eukaryota, Ciliophora, Oligohymenophorea, Peniculida, Parameciidae.
GAGAGUUCAAGAUGUCUCUUAUUAACCUUUAUAGUGUCCAAAUUGGAUGUAAAAUAAGAGUUGUUCUAAUGAAUGCUCAUCUUGUCAUUCUAUCUUUGAAUAUUAUUUUCAUCCUCAUAUGUAUAAAACCUUUGAAUGUACUUAGUAAAAUUGUUAUCGAGAUAUCUGCCCAGGAUAUCAUGACGAAAAAGAUUUCAGGUGAGAUAUUUUGUUAAUAUAAAUAAAGACAAUUAAAUCCAUUAGUUAGAAAUGGGAUAAUGAAAAUAGUGCCUAAGAAUAGAUUCGAGGAGAAACAACCAAAAACAUAAAUCAAGUUCCCAAGUAUAUAUGAAUGA